AUGAAUGACGAUGACGACGUGGAAGAGUUCUGCAAAACGUAUGUGGUGGAAAAAAGGCUGGUUAGACAGUACCUGGAACAUCUUCGCGAACUAGAAAGAAGGAAAAAAAAGAGGGAAGAUAGCAGAAAGUGCGCAAAUCUGGAAGAAAAGAGAAAGACCUUUGAAGAUUACAACUGGAAAGCUAUUUACAGGGAAGGAAAAAUAAAGAAACUGAAAGUUGUUGUAUUGGACAUGUAUAUAUCAAUGAGAAAUUUGAAGCAGUCGAAAGGGGCGUUAAAGCAAGAAAAAGUCGAUAUCGUAUCACUUGACAUAGCAAAGUCGCUAGUCCCUGAUAACCGUCAACUUUCUGAAGUUAACAGAGAUAGUAACAACCAGGAUUCUGGUGACGACGAUGUUGUCGUGCAGGAGAUUGGAAGUGAUGAGGAUGAUAUUGAUUCCGACGACGACGAAGGACAAAUUUAUGAAGGUGAUGAUUUCCAACCUUUUGCAGACCACAAGAUCUGGUAG
This is a messenger RNA of Paramuricea clavata, 507 nucleotides long. Lineage: Eukaryota; Metazoa; Cnidaria; Anthozoa; Malacalcyonacea; Plexauridae. The record is from the annotation of a GenBank genome assembly.